GUAAACCUGUUCCUUCUCAAUUUCUCCAAACAGCGCCAUGGCGGACAGCGCCGGCCUGGCCGUGCUGCGGCCACGCGUGAACCGCGCCAGCGGCUCUUCCGCCGUUCCGCGGCGCACGGCGGUGAAGAGUGCGGCGAAGGCGAUGCUCGCGGGGAAGCGUCGCUCCAGUUCGGUUGAAGCAGUGGAGAGCUCCAGUGGUGGGGAGGCAGAGAGGCUGCAGCACGAGGCGCAGCAAGCCUUGGCACGGCUGAUGCACGAGAAGCGCCAGGAGCUGGAACAGAUCCGACAAGAGGCCAAGCAACGUCAGCUGGCGCAGCUGCGCUCACGCCUGCAGCAGCAACAGGUCUUGGUCACCGGCGCAACCUCUGAGCCUGCGGGGGCGCCCGCGCGGGCACCCGCGGAGCGGUUGCGGCGUCAGCUCCUGCGCGCUCGGGCUCCGGAGGAGGCGGAGUCUCUCCAGUCUGUGGAGAGUUCAUCAGAAGCUCAGCUGGCGGAAGAGGAAGAGGAGGAAGAAGAAGAAGAAGAGGACGAGGAGGAUGAGGAGGAAGAGCCGCGUCAUGUGAAGAGGAAGGCUCGCCGCAUGGACGAGGUGGAUCGAAAGCCUGUGCAGCUGAAAGCUAAAGCCGCUUCGAAGGCGCUUUUGAUUCCAAGAGCUCGAGGAGAAGGCUGAGAUGGCUGAGAUGGUGUUCGUGGCUGCGGCACUGCGGCAGAGAUGGUGCAGGGUGUUGCAGUUCGAAGACGCUCAUGUCGCGCAUGCGGUCAUGUAGCUGAGCAGCUUCUCAGAACCUGAGCACACCCAGAGGGUCACUGAGCAGCAGCUUCCAGAUCACGAGAUGUGCAGAUCAGCUCGACCUCGGUGAAGACAAAACAGGACGAGGACUCGAAGCGUUCCGCCGGUCUUCCUCCACUGCGUUCCACCCGGCGCUCCUCUUCGUUCAUCACGGCGCCGGCUUUCCUCGGCCGGGGCGGGCGGCCGAGCUGCGGACCGUGCGGCCGGUCGGCGAGGACCAAAAAGGGAAGCUCUGAGUGUCGGCGUUCGGCGGCGGCGGCGGCGGCGCAACGGGGAGGCUCGGAGGCUGCUCGAAGAUGCGGCGCAUGUUUGGAGUCAUUUUGGGGCCCACUUCAAUUAUA
Molecule: messenger RNA, 1131 nt
Organism: Durusdinium trenchii
Lineage: Eukaryota; Dinophyceae; Suessiales; Symbiodiniaceae
Source: the annotation of a GenBank genome assembly